CUUCCCAAGGCCAGAAGACAAGUUUUCAAGCUCUUUGGUUGGUUGAUUUCUGGUUAGUCCUACCCCAGGGCCUUACAUAAGUGCCUUUGUGUAGGACUGGAUUUGCAUAAACAGAGGGGCAUUAACUGCAUCCUUACUCUGUUCUUUGCACUGACUCUACAGGAUUGGGGUGAUGAGAAUUUAGACUUCAAGGAAUAUUGCAAAGUAUUUUGUUCUGUUUCAUGUUAUCACCUGAGUGAAGGUUGUCAAGUUCUAAGAAAAGCAGACAUGAGUUUGUCUUCAAGAAGAGUGACGUUGCCUGCAGUAAUGCCAAUAACUCUGCAGAAACGGGUAAUUAAAGUGUACAGUGAAGAUGACAGUAGCAAAACUCUGGAAAUCCCAAGUGAUAUAACAGCCAGGGAUGUAUGUCAGCUGUUGAUAUUGAAGAACCACUAUAUUGAUGAUCACAACUGGACACUGUUUGAAGAACUUACUCAUACAGGCUUAGGUAAGACAUUCUGUACAACAGUACAGUAAAUGACAGUAAAUAAA
Molecule: messenger RNA, 531 nt
Organism: Meleagris gallopavo (turkey)
Lineage: Eukaryota; Metazoa; Chordata; Aves; Galliformes; Phasianidae
Source: RefSeq, a predicted model, not a curated record